Molecule: messenger RNA, 1695 nt
Organism: Cololabis saira (Pacific saury)
Lineage: Eukaryota; Metazoa; Chordata; Actinopteri; Beloniformes; Belonidae
Exons: 4
Coding region: 128-637 (169 amino acids)
Source: RefSeq, a predicted model, not a curated record
UAGAGCAGGUUGCUGUCACCCGGACACACCGAGCCCGAGGAGAGACGCCGGCACAGGUGCAGCGCCUUCCUGGAUGCACGAGUGAGCGUUAGGGGUCUCCUCCAACACAAUCCCAGUCCCAGCCGAGAUGAAGCUGGCGGUGGUUCUGGCCUCGUCCUGCCUGCUGGUGGUGGCGGUGAUGAUCGUGCAGACGCUGCGCCAGGAGAUGACCCUGCGCACGAUGAGAGGCCGCAUGGCGGAGAACUCCAUGGAGUUCAAGAAGAAAGAGGAAUCCAUCGUGGUGUUGAAAGGUGAAAUCCUUGAGCUCAAGACCGCCCUGGAUGCCAACAACCAGAAGCUCAAUGAGCUAAAACCGCAGAAGACGGCCUUGGAGAGUUCAUUAAAAGACGCUGAGAAAGGUUUGGAGACCUGCAACGCGGAGAAGAGUGAAGCUGAGAGGAAGAAAGCAGAACAGGAAGAGGGUGCAAAUAAACUCAGAACUGAGCAUGAACAGGCUAAAAAUAAAGCUCAGGAAGAAAUACAGAAUUUGAAACAACAAAUUUUGGACAAAGACAAAGCUAUUUGUGCCUUAGCAGACAUGACCAAAGAGGAAGCACGGAAGUUAUGUGGAGUGUCAGAACCAAAAAUGCCAAAAUGAAGUCUCCAAUCAACCUACAUAACUUGUUUUCCCACAGAAGCAACCAGCGAUUUUACAACUUCACUGCUGGUGUUAAGACUUUUUUUUUUUUUUUUAUAAAACACACACACUUUUCUUGUUUCUAAUGAGAUGGUAAGAGUUGAGUUGAUUAAAAUAAUGUGCAUUCAUAUGGCAGAACUGGUACUGCCUUAUGAAAUGGGGGGAAAAGGUUGCAUAGUUUUGUUUUUUUGUAUUGUUAUUGUUUUGGUUGUAUUAUUUGUCCUUUGGUCCCUGUUUUGGCAUCCAUAUUUAGAUGUGAUGGCAAGUCUCCUUUAAAAGUCGGAGCAUAUAUAUUGGAUGUCCUGACCUCUAAAAGAAACCUAUGUGAUCAUCAUCAUCAUCAUCAUCAUCAUCAUCAUCAUCAUCAUCAUCAUCAUCAUCAUCAUCAUCAUCAUCAUCAUCAUCAUCAUCAUCAUCAUCAUGUUAUCUCUAAAGUCCUGUCUGUGGAUUAAGGGACAUCUCAAAAUGCACUUGAUUUAUUCUAAUAAGAAUUAAACUCAGAUGUUUCCAGUAUGAAUACCAGAAGAAACUGCAGCUUUCAGUCAUUUGGCCUCUAUGAUAUGACAUUUUGUAUGCCUGAUAAGGUUUCUGACAUCCGUUCCUGAUUCAGGUUAUCGUGAAUAUGUAUACUACCUGUACAUAACUAAUAUACUUGCCAUACUUGAAAAACCUGUGUAUGAAUUUUUGAAACAUUACAUUCAUAGCUUCUCACUUGAAUAAUAAAUGUUUCUUAAAUCAGUCGAGUUCCAUGGUCCCUUAGCGCUCCCUAGUGUUGGAAAAAGGACUAAAACCUCCUGUGUGACGUCAAGUGCACUUAUUUCUUGCAUGGAUGGGUUUACAUUUUGAGGGCGAUAUGUCACGACUUGCCAGUUCCUAGAUUUCAUGAAAGCAAUGCUGCACUAGACUUGUAUGAUAUCUGUGUUAUUCAGUUUUCUUAAUAUCAUUAGUUUAUUUUUCUUGUAAUGCUGAUGUCUACCAAAACUGAUUUCUUUUGAUGAACAUUAAAAAAAGUGCAGGUA